AUGUCGGCAAAGGGAGUGCCAGCGAAAGGAGAAGACGGCUCUACAGAUGGAGAACGUCGUGCUGGUUUGCGAUACCACAAGCCAGUCGACUACGUCCGCGCUGCUCAAGGGUUCACCACGGACCCUGUGGACGAUGAUAUGUAUAUCGAUGACCCGUCAGCCACCCAAGCGGAUGUGAUGAAUGAAGAUGCUGACAUGGAGGGUCUGGUGAACGAGGACGAGGUCUACGACGCAGGCGCAGACGCCACAGACGGAGACGCCGCAGACGGAGACGCCGCAGACAGAGACGCCACAGACGAAGACGCCGCAGACAGAGACGCCGCAGACAGAGACGCCGCAGACGGAGACGCCGCAGACGGAGAAGCCGCAGACGGAGAAGCCGCUAUUGCUGACGCCACAGCAGACGCAGAUGUAGCGACAGACGCCGCACACGGAGUUGCCGCAGACGGAGACACCGCAGACGGAGAUGCCGCUAGCGCAGACGCCGCAGGCGGAGACACCGUUAGCGCAGACGGCGUACACUCACGAACUACGGCACCUGUCGAAAAAAGACCUGCUAGUCAAGUCAGCCUCGAUGCGGUUCACCAGUUUGUGGCAAUCACCCGACAGAACGCCGAAGCUGAAACUGCUACAAUCAAUUCCAGAACAAGUUGUCAGUCAACUGCGGGGUCGAAGUCAAAACCGCAAAAGAAAAAUUCUCGAACGGAUUCAACCGCACGGAAUAAAACAGCUCCAUCCAGUGACAUUGACAUCGCCACCUCCACUUCGGUGAAUCCGGGCGUGAAGCCCGGAUUAACGAAGUAUUACCCGACAAAAGCCGCGGUCACGGUAAAAUCUACGGAAGAACCACCCAGUGUGAAGAAUGAUUACCCCCCAAAAGCUGCUGUAAAGGCAGAAGCGCACAAGAAAAUAUCGAAAAACGUUGGAACACAAGGAGGCCGUCUGGAAGUGCUACGUAUUCCAAAACCCAAACCACGAAGCAACCAACGAAAAAAACUAAAGCAAGCUCGGCUGGAGAAACCCGCAAAGCCUAAUGAGCUAGCCAUUAUUACGUUACCGGACAUACAUGUGCCAUCUGUGUCUCGCGUCAUCGUGUGGGCAACAAAUACUUCCGACCAGAAUCGUGUCAGCGAGAUCUUGGCAGGUUACCCAACGAUCUUGGACGACGAUUUCAUGAAUGCGCGUGUUGCACACAGCUGUCGAGAGUCUGUGUCUCCCAAGGACUACGUCUACAACUUUGUAAUUCCCAAACCGCUAGUAAUUAAGCUGAAAGCGGUCAUUGAAGCAGAACGGAAGAAGCGACCCAAGUCGAAGUAUUUCAACCCCGUGGUUGAGCACCAGGACAGCAACACCGAAGCAAAUUAUUGCAUAUUUUCCUGGUGGAACGGCCACGAUUUACAAGGCGCCGUUAAGGUCGACACGCUCGUUGGAAUGCUUGCGCGUGACAGAAUGCUCUCUGAUGUCAUUAUCAAUUUCAGUGUUCGAUGCAUCUGCGAUGCGCUGGGAGAUUGUUACGCAUUGGAUUCAUUUUCUCCAACUAUGGGCUGUCCGAAACCACCACCGUCACGGAUUUCAAGCUUCCACUACCUUGUGUUGCCUCUGCAUUUAAGCAACAUCCGUUGGGGUGUCGUCAUCGUCGCCAUUGCUUACAAAAGAGAAGAUCCGUGCUUUACACCCUACUACUACGAGUCAAUAGCUUCGCAGCACUGUUCGAGCGCCACUGAGAACGACAUCACGUAG
This is a messenger RNA of Phytophthora infestans T30-4, 1740 nucleotides long. RefSeq lists its product as uncharacterized. The record is from RefSeq and is a predicted model, not a curated record. The transcript is spliced from 6 exons. The coding region runs from base 1 to 1740 and encodes 579 amino acids. NCBI's taxonomy places the organism in Eukaryota, Oomycota, Peronosporomycetes, Peronosporales, Peronosporaceae.